AUGGCUGCUAGAAAACCUGCCAAAGUUAUAACAUGGAGGGACUUGAUCGGUGAGAAGGACUGGAAAGGUCUUUUGAACCCUCUGAAACCUGAACUGGGCCAGGAGCUCAGUCACUACUGUAAUUUGAUCAGAGUCAUCGAAAACUCCUUCCAGAGCAAAAAGGAUUCGCCGUUGUUGGGGCUUCCCCAACACAGCGAGAACGAACUCCUCACCAUCGCCGAUUUGUCAAAUCACUACGUGGUGGAGAAAUAUUUGUAUGCUUCAACCAAGAACAUUAGGCCUGAGCAAGGCCAUGAUGAUUACCCACUUGGACCGAAGUCCGGAUACUCGAAUUGGAUCGGUUACACCAGCCGUAAGCACGGAUCAAGGGACGGCCCAUCUUGGAAGAUUCUAGAAGUGGUGAAAGGGUUGGUGGCCAAAUACCAAUCGGAGGAAAACCUCAGCAUUGUAGUGACGGGGUUCAGCAUGGGAGGUGCAUUUGAGACGUUAAUUGCAACAGAUCUCGUCUACAACAGAUAUAACAAGGCUGACGGCCGGGAAAAUGCUAUUCCGGUGACGGUAUUUGCAUUCGCCAACUCACCUCUUGGAAAUAAAGAUUUCUACAAUGUGGCAUCUAAGCUUGACGAUCUUCACAUUUUGCUUGUGAAACACGAAAGCGACGUAAACCCAGAUAAUCCAACCCAGAAAGACGAUUACUAUCAUGUUGGAGAAAAGUUAAUCGUCGAAAUGGGUGUGCACGAUUUGGACGUUUACAGCCUGGCCAUUACUCAAUCUCAACAGGUUGAUCAGACUAGUCUCGCAUCUAUGUGCCCAGCAAAAUGA
Molecule: messenger RNA, 822 nt
Organism: Ziziphus jujuba (common jujube)
Lineage: Eukaryota; Viridiplantae; Streptophyta; Magnoliopsida; Rosales; Rhamnaceae
Exons: 3
Coding region: 1-822 (273 amino acids)
Biological process (GO): lipid metabolic process
Molecular function (GO): glycerophospholipid phospholipase A1 activity
Source: RefSeq, a predicted model, not a curated record